UUUACUGGAAAGCAAAAAGCCCAUUGAAUAUAAACAAGCAGCUAGUACUUGCGACUCGUCCAUGUCUAUGAGAGAGAGAGAAAUAUGGAAGUAGAUGGCAGCAAAGGAAACAUGGCGGAUUCACCGACCAACUCUCAGCAAACAGUUUCUGAUGAUGAUGAAAUAGACUACUCUGUAAAACCAGAGUUCUAUGAUCCUAAACUUGAUGAUAAAGAUGAAUUGUGGGUUCAAAAGAGAAGAAAAGGUCACACCUCUGAUGCUGUACUUAGUUGCCCGGCUUGUUUUACAACUCUCUGUCUGGAGUGCCAAAGGCACGAAAAAUAUGUCACCCAGUACAGGGCAAUUUUUGUUAUAAAUUGCAAGAUUGAUAGUGAUCAAGUCUUGAAGCAAAAUGGUCCAAAACUGAUAAAAGGCAAGAGCAGGAGGGAAGCAAGUUCUGUUGGUGGUGAAACAUUGAAGAAAGUAAGCUGCUCAGCUUGCUCGACAGAGGUUGGAGUCAUUGAUGAAGAUGAAGUUUAUCACUUCUUCAAUGCCCUUCCAAGUGAGUCUUGACUUGACAUGCCUAGUUUCAUUAGGUUUGGCAUUAAAUGGGUUGUGUAUGUACAAUUUUGUCCUGGCUGUUCUGAAUUUCAUUGUUAAAAAAGGUUUAUUGCAUUGUCAGAGUUAUAUGAAUGCGUUUUGGUCUUGUAUUGCAAAAGCACCUUUUAAUGCCUACUUGUAUGUAUAGUUGGAGAAAGCCUCUAAACUAAGUUUCAAAUGAAAUACCUUACGAGAAAAUAAACGGCUCUGUUGUGUAUGCCUA
This is a messenger RNA of Quercus robur (English oak), 802 nucleotides long. RefSeq lists its product as uncharacterized. Gene Ontology annotation, cellular component: nucleus. NCBI's taxonomy places the organism in Eukaryota, Viridiplantae, Streptophyta, Magnoliopsida, Fagales, Fagaceae. Gene Ontology annotation, biological process: positive regulation of cell population proliferation. The coding region runs from base 85 to 552 and encodes 155 amino acids. The record is from RefSeq and is a predicted model, not a curated record. The transcript is spliced from 3 exons.